CGGAGAGCGUCGGUUUCUCGGGCGAUGAUAAAUAAUAUUCGGCCUCCUCUUGCUGUUUGCGGGUUCUGAUAUCUGUUGUUUGUUGCAUUCUAUCUGUUCUGUUGCAUUGUAUUUGUUGUAUACAUCUACUACUUACUUCUUCUUCAUAUCUGCUGCAUCAGACAUCAUGGCCCCGUCCGCAGACUACCCCGUCCCGUCCUCCUACUCCCUCCUCGCAACCACCCGCUCCAUCUUCGACGCCCUCCUCGCAGACUCCUCCAUCCCGCUCCCCUCCGCCGCCCGCGCAAAGAGCUCCGCCGUCCAGUUCACCAUCCCAGACCUCUCCGCCGACGGCCUGCCCAUCCUGCCCUGCUCCUUCAAGGAAUGCGAGACCGUCGCCGCCCUCAAGGGCCUCGAGGGCUCCGUCGCCGCUGCCCUUUCCGAGCUCAGAUUCGGUCCGCAGACUGACGAGCACGUCGAAAUCGACCUGCAGCAUGCCACCAUGUUUCUCUUCAUGGCGUACCUCGCCUCUGUCGACGGACACACAAAGCUCGACCCGGAAGUCAAAAAGAAGCUCGUCGACACCGACUUCCUCGCCGCCCAGUCUGAUCCCUACCGACGCAUGUCUGCAAAUCUCUACAAAACCAAAGACGGCAGGUUCUUCCACAUCCACGGCUCGCUCGAGGCCACCACGACCCUCAACAUGAUCGGACUUCCCGGCCAUAUCCCCGGCUUCACAGACUACGAGGCAAUCAUCCGCAAGAUCGAGGACCAUGUCAUCAAGUUCACCGCCGCUGAGCUCGAGCAGAUGAACGCCGAGCGCAAGCAAGCCGGCGUCACCGUCCUCUCGCCCGAGGAGUUCCUCGAGACCUCGCAUGGCAAAAUCAUGUCCUCCCUGCCCAUCUUUGAGUCCGAAACCCUCGAAUCGUCCACGCCGCCCGCCAAAUUCGCCGCCGACGAGCCAUCGUCGCCAUCCUCCGACCGACAGAUCUUGAAAGGCAUCAAGGUUCUCGAACUCUGCCGCAUCAUCGCUGGCCCGACCAUCACCCGCAUUCUCGCCGAGUACGGCGCCGAGGUGCUCAAGAUCACCGGUCCUGGCGCGUCCGACGUGCCGUUCUUCCAGGUUGAUGGAAACAUGGGCAAGCGCACUGCCACGCUCGACCUCAAGUCCGACGAAGGACGGAAGCAGUUCGAGAAGCUGGUGUGGGACGCCGACGUGAUUGCGGACGGAUACCGCACCGGUGCUUUUGCAAGACUCGGGUACCCCCCCUCGUGGUUUGCUGAGAUUGCAAAGAAGCGUGGCAAGGGCUUUGUCUACGUUUCUGAAAACUGCUUUGGUUUCAAAGGCGAGUGGUCGCACCGGCCGGGAUGGCAGCAGAUCGCGGACUGCGUGUCUGGCGUCGCCUACGGUCAUGGCAAGUCGAUGGUCGACGACGCAAGCAAGCCGAUCGAGCCUAUCAUUCCCCCCUUCCCGAUGUCUGACUACGGCACCGGCUGCAUCGGUGCGAUCGGCGCGCUCGCUGCUCUCUACCAGCGCGCGGCCGAGGGCGGCAGUUAUUGGGUCACGACCUCGCUCGUGCAGUACGAUCUCCUGCUUCUCGACCAGGGCACCUAUCCCGACUGGCUGUGGAAAAAGGUGCGCGACAUGCACGAUCCGGCGGUCAAAGAGCUGCGGUACUGCGACUCCGUCGACCGCAUCUCCGCCACCGCGCUCAAGUCUUGCAUCCGUCUCCGCCCUGACGUGUUCCAGGAAGCGUUCAUGGACCCGCUCGACGACGGGCUCUCGGACGAGGAGUAUAACGCCAAGAGUCGGUAUAUCGAGCGACAUUACGCCCCGGGGUUUAACGGCAAGAUCAAGGUUUUGAAACCGGUCGUGAAGAUGAAGAGCGCGGUUAACAGGUUCAACAGCACGAGCAGACCAAACGGGUUCGAUGAACCUGUCUGGCUCAGCAGUUAGAUUUUAUAAAUCCUUCAUGUGUUGCGGUU
Molecule: messenger RNA, 1965 nt
Organism: Myxozyma melibiosi
Lineage: Eukaryota; Fungi; Ascomycota; Lipomycetes; Lipomycetales; Lipomycetaceae
Product: CoA-transferase family III domain-containing protein
Exons: 1
Coding region: 167-1936 (589 amino acids)
Molecular function (GO): catalytic activity
Source: RefSeq, a predicted model, not a curated record